Molecule: messenger RNA, 597 nt
Organism: Protopolystoma xenopodis
Lineage: Eukaryota; Metazoa; Platyhelminthes; Monogenea; Polystomatidea; Polystomatidae
Source: the annotation of a GenBank genome assembly
AUGGAAAAGGGUUUAAGGCGAGGGCUUGAGGCCGACUCAAACGUCCGACUCGGCCCUGGCCCGAGUCCCGCCUCCAUCUACCGCGGCCCCGACCACACGUUUACGGGGCACCCCCCGGCCACCGCCGCGCUCGCCGAAGGCCUUUGGCUGGCCGUCUUUCCGCUCGCCAGCUACGCCGAACCCCAGGCCCAGGCGCAGUCGGGCUCUCGACCCGACGACCAUCAGUACCAACCGUGCGCCCGGCUCAGUCUGCCCGUGGCCUCGCCGGCGGCUCGCCCGGCCGGCCGGCCUCGGACCGAGGGCGUUGUAGUCAGACGCGACCGGACCUGCCCGCAGUCCAGUAUGUCGCGAGCCCACGCAUCGACGCCUCCCGAUCUUGCGACCGGACCCGCCUCGGGUGCGCCCGGGGACACAGACUCCACGUCGAGCUUCCUCCUGCCAAGAAGCUGCGACCAGUCAGAGGCGAUCAACGAACCGCCGACAGCCUCCAAGUCCAGGCGUCGGGGUUAUGGGGCCGCCUUCCUCACAACCGACGUACAGCAGUUGGCUCACGUCGACUUGGAAGAAGAGACCUUUUCACUGCCAAUUUCCUGCUAA